Messenger RNA from Branchiostoma floridae (Florida lancelet), 1282 nucleotides. Its product is annotated as protein shisa-5-like. Gene Ontology annotation, cellular component: plasma membrane. Lineage: Eukaryota; Metazoa; Chordata; Leptocardii; Amphioxiformes; Branchiostomatidae. The coding region runs from base 342 to 1181 and encodes 279 amino acids. The transcript has 5 exons. The record is from RefSeq and is a predicted model, not a curated record.
UUGACCAUUUCUUAUUUGGGUGAAGGUGUGGUUCGCUAUCAGCAGCAAAUUGGAACCAAAGUUCUUAAUUGUAGCUGUAAAACCACGCAAGGAAAGUAAUAUCUGGGUCUUACAGUGCAGAAAAUUUGCCUUUCUGUACAAGUUUAUCCAAGCACAACUAUCGUUACGUUUCAUGUACGAUCGCACCCCAUUGAGUACUGGACUGAAGGAAUCGAAGAGCAGCAGGUGGAGUUACGAAAGGACCGGUCGCCGUCUGUGUGUCUGUAGUUCCAGCUUUCCUUCUUUAUUUCUACCAGAAGGUUUGAUAGGUAUUAGAAGUGAUAUCUACGGUACACAGGGCCAUGGCUGGCGUGUGGACGACAAUUGUUUUGCUGACAAUCGUCCAGUGGCAGUGGACACUCGCAGGAAUAUUCCACACAGUGCCUGACGGGUACGAGGGUUGCUACACGGACAACAUUUUCGUUCGGGUCUUUCCGCACGAGGAGAAAUGGGACUUUCUGCUGACUAACGCUCGGUGUGUGACCCACUGUAGGAACAAUGGAUACGCUUACGCAGGAACCCAGUUCGCGUUGCAGUGUUUCUGCGGGACAGAGCAGAACUUCCAGAACCUGGGGGCCGCCCUGAGCGACUCGGAGUGCAACUCCGACUGCUCCGGGAACAAUGCCGAGAAGUGUGGCGGGAGUCUCAAGCUGUCUGUGUACGAAGUAGUGGCUAUAGAUCCAGCAUCGUCCGGUGGUUUGGGAAUCGGAGCCAUCAUUGGGAUCGUGGUCGGGGUGAUCAUCCUCCUCACCGUGAUGUUCAUCAUCAUUUGUGUCGUGGCCUGUCAGAGCAAGCCGUCCAGCAGGGUGACGGCCACGGGCGUGUCUGUAGGAGGAAACACCGUGGUCAACACCACACACAUGGGCGGUAACACCGUGGUCAUGGGCACCAACAUGAUGUACCCCGGCAACGGAGUCGUCGUGCAGCAGGGCGGGAUGUACCCCAUGCGGAUUCAACAGCCCGCCCCUUACCAGCAACCCAUGCAGCCUCAGCAGCCUCCACCCUAUCCACCACCGCAACCUCAGCAGCCUCCGGGUUACCCGCAACCUAACCAGCCUCAGCAGCAAUCCAGCCAAAUCCCCCCUCCUCCAGCCUACGACGAACCUGCCAAACCAUCCGAUGGCCAGCUCUACUCUCAGUAGACUCUACACUACUGAUAUAGACUACAUCAUCACUAUUUCCCCUUUUCCAGUUGAGUCCAUCCUCGCGGUGUUAAUCUGACUCUAAAAUACCAGCUCUGGAU